Molecule: messenger RNA, 8910 nt
Organism: Mercenaria mercenaria
Lineage: Eukaryota; Metazoa; Mollusca; Bivalvia; Venerida; Veneridae
Exons: 3
Coding region: 395-946 (183 amino acids)
Source: RefSeq, a predicted model, not a curated record
CGUUCGAGAAUGAUUAUUUUGAAAAGUUUUUUUUCCUGAUUUUCCUGUUUACUUUUGUUUUACAAACACAGACUUGUUUUUAUUUGACAGCUGAGGUGAAAAUGUACAUAAUGGAUUACGAAUACGCCUAAAAGAAUAAUAUUCGUCCUUAUUUAGUUCAAAAACUCAUUGUCUUGACUUGAUAUGGUUCGGACAGUGCAUUUCGUCUACUAGUUUUAACAUUCAGGGCAGAUCAUUCAUAAAAUAAUAUGAUAUGUUGUUUGCCUCACAGAGCAAAAAGAACUAAAAUGACAAUUUUUCAGUAUAGCAGAUAUGUUAUAAAAGCAAUGGAUAUAUUUUAUGAGUAGAUAAAACAAAAGUCAGAGAAGAGAUCAGAUGAUAUAAUAAUUGUAGAAUGAUUCUACAGAGCAUGAUUUCAGACUUAGUGUUGAGAUUUCAGAAAAUGGGGAAAUAUGAAAAAGUUUCGUUAGUUCUAUUGUUUCCAGCAAAUGUGAUGUAUACAAUUGCAGCGUCAACCCACUUCUGGUUUGAACUCCCAGGUGUUGCCUGGUAUGGAUUAUUUUAUGCCAAAUUCUGUGACCUCCUGGAUGAAUGUCAUUAUGUGCCAGCCUUCUUCACAAAUGAGCCAGGGUUUUAUCACCUACUGCAACUAGUUUGUGUGUCUGCUUGGGCUUGUCUUGCUUUGUCAUUCUACAUGCUCAUUUCUGACAGCAUGGACUCAAGAAUUCCAAGAAUACUCAGAAAAAAUAGAAAUAAUACAAUUGCAUUUCUUUGUUUUGCCUCAGCAUUUGCCAUGUCAGGAGGCCUUUAUUUAUUCUAUUACAUCAUCAAUGAAUUUCCUCGAGAAGUUGACAAAUAUCCAGAGAUGAAGUGGGCUUCCAUGUUUGCCAGUCUAGCCUGUGGUUUGGAGUUCCUUGCAGGACUUCUUCUUCUUCAUGCAUCCUGAUAUACACUGGUGAUACAGACAUUUGUUAUUCCAUAUUUAUUAAGUGGGUAACAAUAGAAAGAAAGGAUAUUACAAAGACACUACAGUGUGAAAAUAAAACCAGCUUUAACAUCUUGGUGCAACUUACCUUGAGUUGGGACGACUAAAAGGUGUUUUUGUGCCAGGUAAAGGAAAUCUUCACUUUUGUAAAGAGGUUUACUGUUCAAAGUGUUAUUAACAGAGGUUCAACUGUAUAGCACAAAGAUGUGAUUAAAAUCAGGUGUCUGCUUUGAGAUGAUAAUGUUGUUGGAAGGACUGAUAUCAAAAUGUGCCAGUUGAUGUCUGAGGAGACUAUAUGAUAAAAACAUGCUCACAGUUGUCUUCAUGUUGUUUCUUCUGUUUGUUUUGUUGUAAUUACUUGCUUAUUUAUUUUUGGAGGUUAAGUUGAACAGUUUGUCAAUAUUAUAUUGUUGUUUUUUUAUGCCCCCGAAGGGAGGCAUAUAGUUUUUAGCUCAUCUGAUUUUUUGAAAAAAAAUGAUGAGUUAUUGUCAUCACUUGAGCGGUUGUCGGCGUCGGCGUCGGUGUCGGCGUCGGCGUCUGCGUCGGCGUUGCCUGGUUAAGUUUUAUGUUUAGGUCACCUUUUCUCCUAAACUAUCAAAGCUAUUGCUUUGAAACUUGGAAUACUUGUUCACCAUCAUAAGCUGACCCUGUAUAGCAAGAAACAUAACUCCAUCUUGCUUUUUGCAAGAUUUAUGGCCCCUUUUGUACUUAGAAAAUAUCAGAUUUCUUGGUUAAGUUUUAUGUUUAGGUCAACUUUUCUCCUAAACUAUCAAAGCUAUUGCUUUGAAACUUGGAAUACUUGUUCACCAUCAUAAGCAGACCCUGUACAUCAAGAAACAUAACUCCAUUUUGCUUUUUGCAAGAUUUAUUGCCCCUUUUGGACUUAGAAAAUCAGUAUUCUUGGUUAAGUUUUAUGUUUAGGUCAGCUUUUAUCCUAAACUAUCAAAGCUAUUGCUUUAAAACUUGCAACACUUGUUCACCAUCAUAAGUUGACCCUGUACAGCAAGAAACAUAACUCCAUCCUGCUUUUUGCAAGAUUUAUGGCCCCUUUUGGACUUAGAAAAUAUCAGAUUUCUUGGUUAAGUUUUAUGUUUAGGUCAACUUUUUCUCUUAAACUAUCAAAGCUAUUGCUUUGAAACUUGCAACACUUGUUGACCAUCAUAAGUUGACCCUGUACAGCAAGCAACAUAACUACAUCCUGCUUUUUGCAAUAAUUAUUGCCCUUUUUGGACUUAGAAAAUAAUUUUCUUGGUUGAGUAUUAUGUUUAAGUCAACUUUUCUCAUAAACUAUCAAAGCUAUUGCUUUAAAACUUGCAACAGUUUUUCACCAUCAUAAGUGGACACUGAACAUCAAGAAACAUAACUCUAACCUGCUUUUUGCAAGAAUGAUGGCCCUUUUUAGACUUAGAAAUCAUGGGUAGGACAAUAUUUCUAUUACACAAAAAAAAUCAGAUGAGCGUCAGCACCCGCAAGGCGGUGCUCUUGUUUAACCGUCUGUCGGUCUGUCCAAAAUUUUCGUGUCCGGUCCAUAUCUUUGUCAUCCAUGGAUGGAUUUUCAAAUAACUUGGCUUGAAUGUGUACCACAGUAAGACAACUUGUUGCGCGCAAGACCCAGGUCCGUAGCUCAAAGGUCAAUGUCACACUUAGACGUUAAAGGUCCUUUUUCAUGAUAGUGCAUUGAUGGGCGUGUCCGGUCCAUAUCUUUGUCAUCCAUGGAUGGAUUUUCAAGUAACUACGCAUAAAUAUGUGGCACAGUAAGACGACGUGUCGCGCGCAGGACCCAGGUCUGCAGCUCAAAGGUCAAGGUCACACUUAGACGUUAAAGGUCAUAUUUCAUGAUAGUGCAUUGAUGGGCGUGUCCGGUCCAUAUCUUUGUCAUUCAUGCAUGGAUUUUAAAAUUAUUGGGCAUGAAUGUGUACCACAGUAAGACGACAUGUCGCGCGCAAGACCCAGGUCCGUAGCUCAAAAGUCAAGGUCACAGACGUUAAAGGUCAUAUUUCAUGAUAGUGCAAUGAUGGGCAUGUCCGGUCCAUAUCUUUGUCAUUCAUGCAUGGAUUUUAAAAUAACUAGGCAUGAAUGUGUGGCACAGUAAGACGACGUGUCACGCGCAAGACCCAGGUCCGUAGGUCAAAGGUCCUAAACUCUAACAUCAGCCAUAACUAUUCAUUCAAAGUGCCAUCGGGGGCAUGUGUCAUCCUAUGGAGACAGCUCUUGUUUCAAAGUGUUCUGAUUAGCUCUGUGCUUAAAUACAUGUACAAAAGUAUAAAACUUUAAUCCCCAUAGCCAUAAGACAUAAUAGUUCCUGUAAGAGGCCAAAAAUGAAAGUUGUGAAAAAGUAAAAUGUUUACAAUACCAGACUUACCUAAUUUGUUUGACUAGUCGAUUUUGUUUUGGGGUAGGCCCACAACCACAAAAGUCAUGAACUAUUUCAUUCUUCUACUCUGAUCUCAAGUUUCUUUAUAAAUCUUCCUGUAAAUAUAUAUGUAAAGAAAUCUACCACUUCUACAAGUUACCACGGGAGCAUGAGAUUUAUAGUUUUUGUAUAUUUCUCACACCAAGUGUGGGAUAACAAUAUCUAUGACUAGAGGCUUGGUACUUGGUUGGUAGAUUUAUUUUCUCUUUGUUCUUAUUGCUGUUACUUAUAUGAUUUUAUGUAAAAAAUUGAGCAUUUGCAAAAUAUUAUUUAAAUAUUCUAGUCUGUGACUGAUGUGAGACAAGUGAUAUGAGAUAAUAUUGUCUAACAGAUACUUUAUUGGAUAGAAUAGAAAAAAUACACGUUAAGAAAAAAAUAUGUUGUUAGUACCUGGAAAUAUAAAAGAGUAAAAGUCAGAAAUGCACAAAUUUAAGUUAAUGUUUAUCAAAUAUUUCAGUUAGGAUCAGUUUUUUUUAGGGUAUAUCAGUUUAGACAAGUUUUAUAUUAAUUUUUUAUUUGCACUGUAAGAUUCUAAGAUUUCAGAAGCCCAGCUGGCUACCAGCUAUAAAAGGCUUUUAGUGCAGACUUUACUAUCCAGCUGGCUACCAGCUAUAAAAGGCUUUUAGUGCAGACUUUACUACCCAGCUGGCUACCAGCUAUUAAAGGCUUUUAGUGCAGACUUUACUACAUGUACCCAGCUGGCUACCAGCUAUAAAAGGCUUUUAGUGCAGACUUUACUACCCAGCUGGCUACCAGCUAUAUAAGGCUUUUAGUGCAGACUUUACUACCCAGCUGGCUACCAGCUAUAAAAGGCUUUUAGUGCAGACUUUACUACCCUGUAUCUUCAGCAGUUUGCUUUGAAAAUGUAAGAUGUUAUACUUACAGUUUGUUGAUAACAGAAUGUGUUUUUGUGAAAUCUUUGUUUUUCUUGUUAGAGAACAUGUAUUUUGACAUCAGAUUCUGUAAGCAUAAUUGAAGUAUGCCACAAUGAUAUACCUGUAUGUAGAACAGUACUGUUUUAUUUCUUUGGAAUGUUUUGAUUCUAAGAGUUUGUCUUUCUGCAGAGUAUGAAAGUAGAACUUUCUGAAUGAGAAAUGACUGACAUCUCAGUCUCCAGAACUUCAGAGAUUAAUCAGAGUUAUUGUAGAUAAAAUGAAUCCUUUAUCUUCUUUCAGAUUUAUGUGCAAUACUGGAACUAUUUUUUCUCUCUCAUUUAUAUUUUGUAUGAGUGAGUGCCAUUAAUCUUACUGUAUGUAUAAAUUAGGAAACUAUAGUCGUGACAAAACCAGGAAUUAAAAUUUUAUUAAUUCGGCACGAGUAUUACUUCGGAAGUCUUUCUAAUUAAUGUAUACAAAUUCAGUAUUUAAUUUUGAUACUUGAAUUUUUUUGUGAAUCUGAUAUGAUAUAGUUGUAAUAUAUUUUGUUACAUAGAACAUAUGUAUUUAUAUGAUUACAGAACAAGUUUAUAAUACCAACAAAUGAAUGAGAUUAUAGCAACAGGGAUGGAGCCACAACUUCUGCCAACAUUAGUAAAUGUCCGUUCUUUAUAUCAGAUAUAUGAAGGGGGUGGGGUAAAAUUGUACUGAUGCAGAUGCCAUAUCUUUUUAAAAUUUCAAAUAUAAAUUUUAUAUGUGGUAUGUAAUUUAAUCCAUUUAUAUACAUCAUUUUUUAGCUCGACUUUUCGAAUAAAAGCAUUGCCGACGCCGUCACCGUUGGUUUAAGUUUUUGAUGAAGUCAAAUAUCUCUGUUACUGUCAAAGCUAUUGACUUGAAACUUAAAAUUGCUAUUUACUAUCAAAGUCUACACAAGGAGAAACAGUCCACAUAACUCUGAUUUGAAUUUUGACAGAGUUAUGCCCCUUUUUAACUUAAAUUUUUUUUGUUAAAGUUUUUGAUAAAGUCAAAUAUCUGUGUUACUAUCAAAGCUUUUGACUUGAAACUUAAACUAGUUAUUUACUAUCAAAGUCUACACCAGGAGAAACAAUCCCCAUAACUGUUUGAAUUUUGACAGAGUUAUGCCCCUUUUUAACUUAGAAUUUUUUGGUACAAGUUUUAUAAAGUUUUUACUGGCAAAGCUCUAAUUCAGGGUUAAGCACUGAGAAAAGUCGAGUGUGCUGUCUAACGGACAGCUCUUGUUAAAUUUCUUACUGAUCAGACAAUAUGUUUGCAAGCUACAUUCUUUAAAGUCAUUUUCCAUUUGGCAUUUAGGUGCUGCAAGAGUUAUGUACAAAAGUCAUAUUUACAAUGCACAGCUUAAGUCAUCAGCCCACAUAGCGCAAUUAGGAGAGCACAGAUCUAUCAAUAUGGUGAGUUUGAUCUCUAGGAGGUACAAAGGUAGUAAUGCACUGGAUGUGCCUCUGUUGUCCACUUGAAUGUACAAUGUAGUCAAUAUCAAUAUAUAGUGCCAUUUUCCCACCUGGUAAAGGCCAUUUUCAUGCCAGAUAUAAGCUUUAUUGAUGCUUGAUUGUAAAAAGGAAUGUGUGGAUUAUUUUAAGCUAUGUUAUAUGUUUAAAAAAUUGUGUGGAAACUGUAUGAAAGUGAAAGAUGGUAUUUCCUUAUGUCUACCUAGGCAAUAUUAGCAUUUUCAUCAUGUGUCUCAGUCACAUGAUCAUGGUUUCACUGCAUUAUGGUUAACCCCUUAUUUUUUUGUAUCUUUUAAUUGCCUAAAGACAGGCCUUCAAAACAAGGGUAGUCAAACUAGAAGUGAAAGGCUAGAAAUGCUGAUAAAAACAUGUUAUAAAUUGUUAUUAUUACAUAGAAAAUAGUAGUGGAGGCAUUACAUUGUAUAUACCUUCUAACCAAGGAGAAUUGUAUGUUCUCUGUGAUGAUUGGUAAAAGACAUUGUGUAUGAAAUCAUUCAUCCUCCACCUCUGAUUCAUGCUGGUAAGUUGGGUUACUUGUGAAGAAGAGGUUAGUACUGGUACAGAAUCCAGGAACACUAUCUAGGUUAACUGCCUUCUAUUACAUAUUUGAAAUACAUCAUAAAUCAUUACAAGUUUUUGAUACGAGAACAAUUAAUAACCGUUACUUAGCAUUGCUUCCACAUUUUAAGAGCUAUCCACUUGAAAUCUUGACUUGUUGCCCCUGAAGAUGUUCCCUAAGAUAAUAAAAUAAGAAGAAUUAAGGAAUGAGCAAGCUGUGCUGUGUUUGCCAAAUGUAUUCAAGCCAGGGCUCCUUCAACUAUGAUUACUGAAAUAACAUUUAGAUAAGCGUGUCAUAUGUAUGGGUGCUGUACACCUGGCAUGAUAAUCAACCUGAAGGAAAUAUGGCUUUGAUAUCUUGCUUUAUCAUCUUACUAAAAUUACUUUUAGUCUUCUGGAGGAGUCACCCAUAUGGAUUCCAGGUGGUGAUUGCAAAUAAGCUGAAGUACACACACAGUGAUGUCAGUGUCACAAACUGGAGCACCUCAACCAUACACAAAGUAUAAAUAGCAUCUGAUUGCAAACAAAUCAUGCUUAGCAAAAUUUUCAACCCAUGUAUGCCAUAAGUCGCAAUACAUGCAUGUAUAACAUGAACAACCUUUAACAAUAAGGAAGUGACUGUUUUUGCAGUUAAAUUUUGUUGUUUUAAAUAUAUUCAAACCUAUCAGCAUUUUAAGCUCCACUGUUCGAAGAAUAGUCCAAGCAAUUCUACUCACCCUGGCAUAGGUGUCAACAUGACACCUGGGUUAAAGUUUUGCUGACAUGUAUUUUGGGCAAAUUGUGCCCCCUUUUGGACUUAGAAAAUCCUGGUUAAUGUUUUGCAUGCAAGAAAAUUCUGGUUAAUGGUUUGCAUGCAAGUUACUAUCUCCAAAACUAAUGCAGAUUAUUGAAUUGAAAUUUCACAUGUGUCUUCGGGGUGAUAAAACUAGGUGGUAGCAUCAAGUCCUUUAACUCUGACAUGCCAAAUUAUGCCCCCCACACUUGGACUUAGAAAAUCCUGGUUAAAGUUUUGCAUGCAAGUACAUAUAGCCUUUAUUUAAGGCUUAUAUCUUUGAAAUUUAGUUUUUCUUUUUCUAGGUCAAUAACCAACCUCACAGGAUCAAGUCCUGUAACUCUGAGAUGUAUUUCGGCCAAAUUAUACCCCUUUUUGGACUUAGAAAAUCCUGGUUAAAGUCUUGCAUGCAAGUUACUAUCUCCAAAACUGAUGCAAAUACUGGAUUGAAACUCUACAGAUAUUUUAACAUUUAGGGUAAUAUUCCUGCUGCUGGGACAACAAUUCGAAUAGUCAAGCAUUGGGUGUCUUAUGGACAGCUCUUGUUCUUAUAAGUGCUUUUAUUGUGCAAUUUAGCCCUCUGAUGCAUUUAUUAUUUUAUUUUGUUAGCAGAAAAACUUAUUGUCAUUUGUUUGAAUCUCACUGUUACAUUUAAUCUCGUAACUGUAUACUGUAUGAUGAUAGUGUAUUCGGACCAGUAAGUUGUUUGACAGUUAUAUAGUUAUUUUUGCCUACAAUUCUGUCUUUGUAGUAAGACUAUCACAGUAUUAUUUAACAGUUACUGUGAAAGUUUGUUUUGUUUUCUUUGGAAAUAUUCAUAUAAUAUUCUUAUGUAAGUUAUUUUCCAAGUCAUAUGAUUUCUGUUUAAUAAUCAGAUUUAGUUAUGCAGGUAUUUUUAUAUCAGGUGGUUAUAGAUGGCUAUAAAAUACGCUUGUAAUCUGGAACCUCUGUGCUUGGAACACUUAACAGAGGCUUUUAUGUCUGAUAACUUAAAAUUUACUUCUCAUAUCCAACCUUCAGUCAUUAUUGUACAAGAUUCUGAUAUUAUUCUGUCUUGUUUUUGACACUUUUGAGCCUAUUGGUGUUGACUUUACCAGUAUUUUUAAUCAGAAAUAAAGUCAAAAGUUCUUCAAACAUAAGUUAAAUGAGAGACUUACUGUGAUAAGAAAAAUUACCAUUUACCGUAAAAUUAAUGUCCACUUCUACAAAAUACAAUUUUAUGGCUUAGAAAUGAAUGGUGAUGUUGUCUACAGUGUUACUCUUCCUGUGAGUUGCACUGUAAAGCCCAAAUCAUCAAGGGUUACCUUAAUUUCCUGACACAAUGCACAUUAAUUAUACCCCCACAAACAAAGCUUGGUGGGUAUAUAGGAGUGGGCUUGUCGGUUGGUCAGUCUGUCGGUCGGUUGGUUUUCAUGGUUUCCAGACAAUAACUGAUGAAAGGCUUGACAGAUUUAAAUAAAUUUUGGUACACAGGUGUAACAUCACAAAAUACAGGUCAAGUUUUGACUUUGCCUACAAACCACCAUUUUUGACGUAGUAAUGGCCCCUUUCCAACUUAAAAUUUGCCAUACUUCUGUGACAAGGCCGUAUUGUCGGGGUAUUAUUCGUCACUCCUGUGGCAGUUCUAGUUUGUCGGGCUGUUACAUAGAUAGUUACAUCUCAAAUUACCAUUUUUUGUUACAAUCUUGCCAUUAUUGUAUACUUACAUGUAGCUAUGUAUUUUGUUUGUACAUGAACUGUUCAAGAAAUGAUUGUAUUUUGUUGUUUCAUUGAUCAAAUGCCUGUUAUUGUAAAUAAAGCUUGGUAAUUUAAAUGUUGAA